Messenger RNA from Magnusiomyces paraingens, 1533 nucleotides. RefSeq lists its product as uncharacterized. Lineage: Eukaryota; Fungi; Ascomycota; Dipodascomycetes; Dipodascales; Dipodascaceae. Gene Ontology annotation, molecular function: protein binding. The transcript has a single exon. The record is from RefSeq and is a predicted model, not a curated record. Gene Ontology annotation, biological process: ribosome biogenesis. Bases 1 to 1533 code for a protein of 510 amino acids. Gene Ontology annotation, cellular component: preribosome, large subunit precursor.
AUGACAACUGAAGAAGACGCCCAACAAAUCUCAUCUACAGCUCAGGUCCAGAUCCGUUUGGUCACCCGCGAUGAGCGGUACGCUGUUCCAUCAGUGCCUCUUUACGUUCCCGUCUCGCUCAAGCGAUAUGGUCUCAGUGAAGUUGUCAACAAGCUUUUGGAACAAGGUCAUGAGGACCGUGUUGCAGAAAGCUCGCUUCUUCCUGGUGAGACCGAGACCGAGGGGUAUCAAACAACACCCUUUGACUUUUUGACUGACGACGGCAAGCUGCUGCGUGCAACUCUGGCCGAGUAUCUGUCGCAGCGAGGGUUGUCUGCUGAAUCAAGUGUCACUCUGGAGUAUACCCGUGCCAUCCUGCCGCCAUCUUUCCUGGCCUCUUACGCACACCCAGAUUGGGUCUCGGCCGUUAGCAUUGCACCAGAAACUGUGGCCAAUACCAAGGUCUCAGCCCAUGCUCCCAUCGCAUCUGGUUCCUAUGACGGUAUCAUCCGGUUGUGGACCGCCGCGGGCUCUGUGGCCCACAGUCUUGUGGCCCACAAUGCAGCCAUCAAAGCUGUGCGCUGGACCUCUGCCUCGUCUUUGGUUUCCGCAAGUAACGACCGCAUGCUGUGUCUGUGGAAACUCAAGCCUGAGAGUAACACAAAUGACAAUGAUGAUAAUACUGUUAAUACCAUCACUGCUGCAUCGUCGAUCGAUGCACUGCUGCGCGGACACACGGAUGCCGUCAACAAUGUGUCCGUGGCACCAUCCACACUGGCUUCCGGAGCCCCUGCUCGUGGUGACAUUUUGUCUGCAUCUUCCGAUCACACGGUUCGUCUUUGGUCCUCAGACUACUCCACUCUUCCAGUCUACGAGGCUCCUGAGUCCGCCUCUGCGUCCGCCAAAAACACUGCGUCUCAGAAGCGUCGUAAGCUGGCCCAAGCUUCUCUCCCAGCCGCCCGCUCCCGCGCUCCACUACUUACCCUUGCCGCCCAUACUGCCCCAGUCACUGCUGCAAUUUUCCACCCAGCUCCAGGGCAUGCAAACUCUGUUGCAUACUCUGUCUCGCUCGAUCACACGCUCAAAACUUGGGAUCUGACGGGCGCCGGUGCCGUAGUUGUGUCGCGCACCACUUCGUUCCCUCUGACUUGUCUUGCUGCGUUGCCUGAUCUUGGGUUGCUGGCCAUUGGCUCCUCUGCACGCCACAUUUUACUGCACGACCCACGCAGUGGCAAUGAUGCAGGUGCUGGAGGUGAUUCUGGUGAUGCUGCGCUUUCCAAGGCCACACUGACUGGUCACACAAACUUUGUGACUUCCAUUGCUCCCUCGCCAUAUUCUAACUACGUAUUUGCAUCCAGUUCCAUGGAUGGCACCGUGCGCGUGUGGGAUGCCCGUGCGCAGUCCAGCUUGUAUGUUUUGCCUCGUGAGUCGGGCCAAAAGGGUUUGGGCGGUGUUGCUGGAGUUUUUGAUGUUGACUGGGCAAAAUCUAUUGGCAUUGUUUCUGGUGGCAAAGAUAACCAGUUGCAAAUCAAUUCAUCUGGCUUUACAAAUUAA